This is a messenger RNA of Ostreococcus tauri, 1968 nucleotides long. Its product is annotated as Serine/threonine-protein kinase, active site. Gene Ontology annotation, biological process: protein autophosphorylation; peptidyl-serine phosphorylation; autophagosome organization. The annotation marks the transcript as partial. The transcript has a single exon. Gene Ontology annotation, cellular component: cytoplasm; autophagosome. The record is from RefSeq and is a predicted model, not a curated record. Lineage: Eukaryota; Viridiplantae; Chlorophyta; Mamiellophyceae; Mamiellales; Bathycoccaceae. Gene Ontology annotation, molecular function: ATP binding; protein serine/threonine kinase activity.
GGGCGCGGGACGCGCGAGACGGCGCGCGGGGGGGGGACGGACGCGGACGGGCGCGCGCCGGUCGUCGCGGGUGGACGAUGGGAGCUGAGGGAGAAGCUGGGGAGGGGGUCGUUCGCGACGGUGUGGCGAGCGACGUGCGCGAAGACCGGUGCGGUGGUCGCGGUGAAGGAGAUCGAUUGCGAGCGUCUGAGUCGCAAGCUCAAGGAGAGCUUACGGCUCGAGGUGGAGGUCAUGCGAAGGAUGCGGGAGGAGAACAUCCUGCGAUUCAUCGACAUGGCGAACGAGGGGGAGACGGUGUACAUCGUGUUGGAGUACUGCGCGGGGGGCGAUCUGAGCCAGUUCAUCCGACGGAACGGGAGAAUGAAUGAGACCUCGGCGAGACGUUUCAUGCUGCAACUGGCGAGGGGACUCAAGGCGAUGCGCAAGGCGCAGCUCGUCCAUCGAGACCUGAAGCCGCAAAAUUUGUUGCUGACGUCGAACGAUUUGAACGCGGAAUUAAAGAUUGCUGAUUUCGGGUUCGCGCGGUACAUUCGAGACAGCGAGGGAAUGGCAGAUACCGUGUGCGGGAGCCCGCUGUACAUGGCACCUGAAGUUUUGAAUUAUCAAAAGUACGACGCCAAGGCAGACUUGUGGAGCGUGGGCGCGAUCUUGUUCGAGAUGCUCGUUGGCACAGUGCCUUUUACGGGACAGAAUCAGGUCCAACUCCUGCGAAACAUCCAGAAGACGGAGUUCAAGAUUCCGAUUCACAUCGCGGAGGACUUAUCUCCCGCGUGCAUCGAUCUCUUGCGCGGCUUGCUCCAUCGCAACGCUAAUGAUCGAAUUUCGUUCGAGGACUUUUUCAAUCAUCCGUUCUUGAAGAGUGGAGACACCGUCGGCGUUGGUAUUCCAUCCAAGUCUGGUGCCACAAAAUCUCAAGCUCAGGAGUCAGACGGAGCGAGCAGUGCCGACAGCGAGACAAUGCCGUUCAACAUGGACGUCGAGAGCAAUAGUCCAUCGCCGACGUCGACGACGCGAGUCAAUGGGCAGCCGCAAGAACGAACUAUCAGUCAACCGGUACCGAUGUUGAGUAGACAGUCAAGCGCUUCAGGGAAGAUGAGCAUCGCCUCGGAUUAUGUCCUGGUUUCAUCUCCGGGUACGAGCAUUCCGAGAUCGAUGCGACCUCCCUCGCUCGGUUCCUCGCCGCUGUCUCGUAUGUCGUUGAGUCCAAACGAUGGGUCGCCGGGUACGUUUGGUGGUCGUGCGAGAAUGUCUAGAGGGACGUCGCCUUCCAGUCAACCGAUGACACUCGCAACGCGAUAUCAAACGCAGUCGCAAAUGCUCGUUACUCAACUCGGAGUUCGAGUGGGUGUGCUCGAAAAGGCAGCUGUCGUACUGCGUGACACCUCCACGGAGCACUGGAACGUGGGAAACAAGCUCGCAGCACUUUCAUUGGGCUUAGUGUCCCUGGCGGCGCUGCGCUCAGCGCACAGACUCGCGUCCGAGAUCGUCACCACUGAGCAAAAAUCCUCCGUCAAUCUGAGCGGCACGAGCGCGAGCGCAUCCUCUGGGAAUAGUUCGCCCACAGGAGGAAAUUCGAUGGCCAUGAGCGCCAAAAAAGCUACCGUUAGAAUCAAGGAAGCGUAUCAAGCGGCGCACACUCGCGCCGAGAAAGCCGCAGACGCUUGUCGCGCAGCUGGUUUUGACAUGGAAGCUCAGCUCCCCGAUGGAAUGGAGUUGGUGUACGAGAACGUAUGCAAACUCGCAAAAGACGGCGUCCGGGAGGAACUCGCGGAGAACAAGCAGGUCGCGCUCGACAUUUACGGGCGUGCGCAAACCCUGCUUCAAUUUCUCAUUGGCGAAGGACCCAGUCUACACAUCACUCCGCCCCUUGUGAUUGACGGCACCACCCACGCUCGGCUCUCGAGCCUCUCAGCCACGGUGGCGAGCAGACAACAGUCUCUCGUCCGUCUCAUGCGCGGGGUGCGGUGA